UUUGACAUCGUACGAUAUCGUGAAAAUGACUAACCUCACCUAACUGUAUGCGAGCAAAAAACAAUCGUACACUUCUAGCUGUCUCCAGUUAGCCUUCUCUUUUCAAUGCUAUCCUCCGCGACGGCCAAACGUUGUCAAGAUCCAUUUUAUUUUACAUUUUCAACAAAAUUUUAUUCAGGGUUACCAAGGUUAAGUUGUUUAUAUUUGUGUAUAGCACGUUAGUAGCAGGUUAUUACACAAUGUUGUCAAUGGAAAUACGUAAGACGUGAUACUGUGUGCUCUGGGAGAAACGCCGGCUCUGUCAGUUCUGGAUUUAAUUGCUUUCAGCUCAAAAUGGCGGAGGCGGUUUUCGGAAUAUGGGACUACCUGGUCAUGGCUGCAACCAUGAUCGCGUCUGUCGCCAUCGGACUCUACUUUCGGUUCAGUGGGGGAAAACAGAAAACAAAUGAGGAGUAUCUGCUCGCCGACCGCAACAUGUCAAUCCUGCCAGUUGCUGUUUCGCUCAUGGCGUCCUUCAUGUCAGCUAUCACCCUCCUUGGCGUCUCAGCCGAGAACUACUACUACGGCAUGCAGUUCGUGGUCAUCAACAUAUCCUACGGGAUAGCGACACCCAUCGCCAGCAGUCUCUAUCUGCCAGUAUUCUUUGGACUGCAAAAGACCAGCACCUACGAGUAUUUAGAGCUGAGAUUUGGGCCGACGAUACGAAUGCUCGCGUCUCUUACGUACACUUUACAAAUGGUGCUGUAUAAUGGAAUAGUGUUAUACGCUCCAGCGAUAGUGCUGGAAGCCGUGACUAAACUGGAUAGACUGAUAUCGAUACUAGUGGUAGGGUUAGCGUGUACGUUCUACUCGACUUUGGGCGGCAUGAAGGCUGUUCUCUUCACCGACCUGUUGCAGUCAGCGCUGAUGUUUGGGGCUGUGUUCAGCAUAGUUAUCUUCAGUUCGGUGCAGCUUGGUGGAUUCGACCAGAUCUUUGUGAAGGCAUUGGAAGGCGGCAGGCUAAACUUUAGCAACUUCAGCAUAGACCCUACAGAGAGACACACUUGGUGGUCACUUAUCAUUGGCGGCCUUAUCACUUACUUGUCGCUGUAUGCGGUAAAUCACACACAGGUCCAGCGUCUCCUGACAGUGAGCACCCUAGGCCGCUCCCAGAAGUGCCUGUGGUGGAGCUGGCCGGUGCUGUCGGUGCUCAGCGUGUUCACCUGCAUCAGCGGGCUCGGCAUCUACGCGGUGUACAGGGACUGCGAUCCGCUGGUGGACGGGAGAAUUGAUAGCAUAGACCAGCUAAUGCCGUACUACGUGGUGGACGCGAUGCGGUCCGUGCCAGGACUGGCCGGGCUCUUCGUGGCGGGAAUCUUCAGCGCCUCGCUGUCUACAAUAUCAGCCGCUUGUAACGCACUUGCUGCAGUCACGCUCACGGACUACGUCAGCAGAUGGUGCACCAUUCGCGAGUCUUACAUCUCCUGGCUGACGAAGCUGGCUGCGUGUGCCUACGGGCUCAUAUUCUUGGCGCUGGCCUUCUUAGCGGAGCAUCUGGGAGGCGUGCUGCAAGCCGCACUCACUAUCUUUGGGGCCGUGGGGGGACCGCUCUUUGGGGUGUUUACUUUGGGAAUGUUCACCACUUUUGCUAAUGAGAGGGGUGUCUCAAUAGCACUACUCAGUGGCAUGGCCAUGACGCUCUGGAUGAGCUUUGGGGCGCCUCGGCCUCCGCUCGCCAAGCUGCCUCUUAGCGUGGAAGGCUGCGGGCACAACGUCACCGUAGCGGAAACGCUCGUCUCCAACCCAUCUGAUUACUUUUAUCUCUACAGAAUCUCAUACAUGUGGACCAGUCCUUUCGGGUUUGCCUGGGUAAUCGUGGUAGGAGCCAUCUUGUCACUGGUGUGGCGCCACAAGCAGCCAUGGGAGAGAUCAGGACGCAAGCGUCCCGACCCCGCACUCUUCACACCUCCCCUCGCUCGCCUGCUGAAGGCUAGGGGAGAUUCAGAGAAAUCGGCUCAGAAGGACGCGGAGUAGCACGUAGCCGCAAACGCUUCGGGCCUGCUUGUAGAUAGCGUUGGAAAAGUGUGAACUCCUCAAACACAACGGUAUUCACAAGUGACGAUGGUGUAUUUACUUUUAUUAAAAAUAUAGAUAAAUUGUUGUUAGAUCUAUUUUAGAUUGGAAAUAAAUACACUCAACAUCAAAUAAACCGCACCUUCCGCGACGCGAACUUUAAAGAUUUUCUUCUGACACAAUCAUGGUACCCCAACAAUAUUGGUGUUAUUUGAAAGCCCAAUAAAUAUCCUUAAAGAAAAAUACAUUUCAUUUCUAAAUAAAUGAUUAACAUAUACCAUAAAUGUGACUUGAAAAUAGACCUCACUUUGGGCUCACCUGUGGGAUCAAUUAGACCAAUUUUUAUGGUUAUAAAACCAAAUAAAGAUCUCACGUGUCCUCUUCAACAGAUGGAUAGCGAUUAAUCCCAACUUAACAGUUUUAUAGUCAUAAAAAAUGGCUAUAGCGUAACUACCUAUUUUUUGAAGAAGUGACUCUGGAUCCUUGUAAAGACACAUUUUUGGGGUAAAAACCUUUCCUUUAAUGAAAUGAAGUUUAGAACUAGGCUUUCAAAUGGUACCAACGUUGGUGGGAAGUGGGGAUGCAUACGUUUGAUAAGUGCUUGUCGCGGGAGGUGCGAUUUAUUUGAUGCCGAGUGUAGUUGACAUUCCUAAAAACAUUGUAGUGGCUAUUUUGUGAAAUGACAAUAUUUAUAGCACAUAUUAGGCACUACUAUUUUGAUAAUCGUGUUUCUAGCAAUAAAUAGGUGUUAGUAGCCAUUCAGUAAUAAGAUGUUGAAACGUCUAAGACCUUACUGAUGUACUUAAUGGGUACUUAAGAAAUAAAUUUAUAUUUUGAAGAUAUUUACAAUUAACGAAUCUAUAUUGUACGGACUCCUAUCUACAGUAGGUAGGUAUCUACUUACAUUUAAUACGAAAAAGUCAUGUUGUGAAGUAAAGGUAAGUAAUGACUCUUUGACACUGAUAGAGGUGCAUCAUUGUAAUUAUUCCUAAUAGUUUCACUUGAAUUCCAUAUCAAUAGUUUAAUACCGUAAUUAUUUACAAGGAAGUCGUACAUUAUCGUCAAUCUAAUUCAUAUCAUUAAUGUCUGUCUGGAUUUUUGUGAUUUUAACUACAACCCGAUCGAGUUAACAGCGCACCUGGCAGCCGUGACGUCACAUCGACGCUCUGGCACGGACAGGGCGAACGCGGGUGAGCAGUGUUGCCAGUAGGGUCUUGUCAGAAAUUACCAGAAAUAUAAAAAAAUGUAACCUUUUUAAAAAAAAAGUA
This is a messenger RNA of Ostrinia nubilalis (European corn borer), 3320 nucleotides long. RefSeq names its product putative sodium-dependent multivitamin transporter. The transcript is spliced from 11 exons. Gene Ontology annotation, molecular function: symporter activity. Bases 334 to 2013 code for a protein of 559 amino acids. The record is from RefSeq and is a predicted model, not a curated record. NCBI's taxonomy places the organism in Eukaryota, Metazoa, Arthropoda, Insecta, Lepidoptera, Crambidae. Gene Ontology annotation, cellular component: membrane. Gene Ontology annotation, biological process: sodium ion transport; transmembrane transport.